AUGGACUUCGAGUACAAAAUUCUAUGCUGCCACGUGGCAGUUGACGUGGCUGUUCUGUGCACGUUGGAGAUCAUUGUCAUUGUUGCUACUUACUUGACAGGAUUCAAGCACCCAUUGAUGACAUGCCAAUCAUUCAAUGUAUCCAUUUUGGAACGUUACAAUGAACCGACAGUACUCUCUCAACACAAGAUUUGUACAACCAACGGACCCCUCGUGUUCUGGAUUAUUAUCCAUCUUUUCACGGAUCUGAUGGCAUUGAUCUCAAUCUACUCGAAAAGUACAAAACUUCUUCUCGGAUUCCUUGUUGUCACCUGUCUGGAUCUUCUUGUUUCACUCGCUUACGUUGUCGUUCUUUUGGCUUUUAUUGUUCUCAACGAACAAGUUGAUAAGGUUAUGAUAAUGUUUAUGGGAGGAAUGGUUCUUUUCAAAAUCUACGAAAUCCUCACUGGCCGACGUCUCUAUUGGUAUCUUCUCUGGCUGCAAGACAACAUGAUGGCUCCUCGUUCAGCCCUCAUCAAGAACGAUGACAACAGCGUCUUCCAAUUCUAA
Molecule: messenger RNA, 549 nt
Organism: Caenorhabditis remanei
Lineage: Eukaryota; Metazoa; Nematoda; Chromadorea; Rhabditida; Rhabditidae
Exons: 4
Coding region: 1-549 (182 amino acids)
Source: RefSeq, a predicted model, not a curated record